Messenger RNA from Carassius auratus (goldfish), 1004 nucleotides. RefSeq names its product UPF0600 protein C5orf51 homolog. Gene Ontology annotation, biological process: mitophagy. Bases 96 to 926 code for a protein of 276 amino acids. Lineage: Eukaryota; Metazoa; Chordata; Actinopteri; Cypriniformes; Cyprinidae. The record is from RefSeq and is a predicted model, not a curated record. The transcript is spliced from 6 exons.
CUGAAGUUAAUGAAUGAAAUUAAAGAACAAAACGUCCCUGUAAUCCUCUGCACGUGAGUAAUCGCGCGCUCGUCACGUGACUGUCGUUUGCAGUCAUGGCCGACGACUACAGACGAAGCGUCGAGCUGGAGAGGAGGAUUUUUGAGUUAGAUAACAAGUGUGCCACUCUUCGGACGGAGAAACCAGAUGAUGACUACUUACAGAAUGCAUCUUCCAUACUUGACAAGUUGAAAACCCAUUAUAGACAUGGAGGAGAGAGCAGCAGCCUCCCUAAACUGCUGCAGGAUUAUACACAGGUUGUCUUGGACAUAACAUUCUAUGAGGAAAACAGGCUUGUAGAUCAGGAGUUUCCAGAGGACACUUCCCCUUUUAAAAUUCAGCAGUUACUACAGGACUUGACAGAGCCAGAGGUGUUAGCAGGGCGACUGGUACCUUCACAAGAGGUGCAGUCUGUGCUGGGGCUGGAGCUGCUGGAGUGCCUAUACUGGAGGCGUGGGGCAUUAUUAUAUAUGUACUGCCACACACUACACCAACGCAAGCAAUGGAUCAAGAAGAACAAAGCCACUUUCCUUAAGUGUCUUCAAGAAGGUGUGCGUUACCUUAUGAGAAUGUUGCAAGUGAGGAACUCAGUCAAGCUAAACGAUGGUGUGGUUUUUCAUGACUCUGCAACCGCCAAUUUUCUGGCAGAAGGUAUCUUUUCUGAUACUCACUUGCUUACAAUGAUGUACAUUGGUGAGAUGUGUUUCUGGGCAGUGAAAUAUGAGGACUGCAGCAUGGACACCACAGAGCGCAAAGAGGACAGGCUUCAUUUCCGAGAUAUUGGCACACAAAUCCUUCAUAAGUAUGUGCUGGCAUGCGAGGGGCCACUUCAGGGUCAGGGCUGGAACACGGAGAAUGCCAAGGAGAUCCUUAGUAUCUUGCAGUAAACCUGGAGAGAGCUUUUAGGAGAGGGGAUUCACAAAAAUGUUGUUGUUCUGAAACUAGCAAAAGAAAAGAAAAAAAAA